Molecule: messenger RNA, 2344 nt
Organism: Perca flavescens (yellow perch)
Lineage: Eukaryota; Metazoa; Chordata; Actinopteri; Perciformes; Percidae
Product: olfactory receptor 5AN1-like
Exons: 2
Coding region: 985-2016 (343 amino acids)
Biological process (GO): G protein-coupled receptor signaling pathway; detection of chemical stimulus involved in sensory perception of smell
Cellular component (GO): membrane
Molecular function (GO): G protein-coupled receptor activity; olfactory receptor activity; odorant binding
Source: RefSeq, a predicted model, not a curated record
UUCAACAUCAGCAUUACCUAAAGCCGAGGAGGAGGAGAGGUGGCUGGCUAAACAGAGAAGCAGAAACCACGAUGUCAGGGAAGAAGGCGAGGAGGAGGCGAGUGAGGAAAAGAUGGAAGAGAGAGUAGAUGAUGAUGUGAGUGUCCUGCAGCACACUACAUCAGUGGAUUGAGGGGCAUCAUGCCACGGCCUACAUCUGAAAUGACACAACUGGUUGGGUGUGUGAGUGGUUAAGUUAAUAUCUUGUGUUAGUUUGUACGGUGUGUGUGUAGGCCUUAUCAUGUUUAACCAAGCUGGACAUAGUUUUAAAUUUACAGUUUGUGCUUUGUUUGCAUUAUGUUGGGCAAAUAAAACCCUCUUUCUGAAAAUCUACCUGUGGCUCCUCAUGCCUGCAAAAUUGGUCGCUCACAUUUAGAUUUUGGUUUGGUGUAGUACAGCUAACUCAUUUGUCUUAGUUUAGUUUAGUACAUCUUGUCCUAUACCCCCCCUUUUCCACUGGCCAAAAAAAACACUGACAUCCACUAACAUCUGGCUAUGGUCAGCAGUGAGAAAAGUUACGAUCUGCAGUUAGUUAGUUUAGUUUAGUACAUGUUCAAUACAAAUGCGCUUUACACGUCAAUGGUGUGUUCAGUUUAAAUGAAAAACACCUUUUUAACUUUUAAAAACUGAUCACUGAUUUGUGAAUUAGCGAGGGAACCUGGGAAGAAGCUCAAUGGAAAAACAUACUUAUUAGCAGCCAGUGUUUAACAUCCCUUUGGAGGCAAUUAAGAAGUGCUUCAUAAUGAGAGUAAGACCAUACCUGACUUGUGGACAAUACCUGGAGAAUAGGCUAUAUGACCUUGCUGUAUAGUAAUGAAACAAGUGUAAACACAUCGUCAAUAUUGUUGGCUGAUUGGUUAAAAAAAUGACAGGAACAUUAUAAAAGCAGCACGAAGGUGAAUCUAAGAUUGUGCAACAUUGCACUGCAUAUUCUGGAUUACUCAGAUGCUUUUAAAUAUGAAUUUAUCUGAAAUUACAUAUUUUUAUCUAUCUGAUUACAAUGGAAUGGAGGGCUUUAAGCCAUUGUACUUCUGCAUCUUUUUGAUUAUAUACAUGACUAUUGUUGCUGAAAAUGUUGUGUUAAUAGGACUGGUCUAUUCUGAAAAAACCCUGCAUGAACCAAUGUAUUUUUUGCUGUGUAACUUGGCUGUGAAUGGCCUGUAUGGAAGCACUGCCUUACUGCCAGCCGUACUGAGCAACCUGCUGUCACACUCAUAUGAGAUAUCUUUACCAUUUUGUCAGACACAGAUCUAUGCCUUACACACAUAUACCAUCACUGAAUUCACAAUUCUAGCAGCUAUGAGUUAUGAUAGGUAUGUGGCCAUUUGCUAUCCACUGCUUUAUCAUUCAAUCAUGUCACAGAGAGUUGUUAAAAUUAUUGCUUUUACGUGGCUGUACCCCUUGCUGGCAUUUGUCAUUGUUUUAAUUUUCACUCUUCGACUGCGGUUUUGUGGGAGAACCAUAGAUAAGGUGUAUUGUAUGAAUUACUCACUGGUGAAACUUGCCUGUACAGAUACAUCUAUUGUUAACAUAGUUGGCCUGCUAUCUGUAGUUCUAUAUUCACUUCCACAGAUCAUCAUGAUCUGUUAUUCAUAUGCACACAUCCUGAGGAUAUGUGUACUGUCAUUCAGUAAAUCCAAGCUCAAAGCCCUCCGGACUUGCACCCCACACCUGAUUGCAAUAACGAACUACUCUAUCGGGUGCUUUUUUGAAAUAGCACAAAGUCGCUUCAACAUUAGUCACCUGCCUUACCAAAGCAAGUUGUUUUUAUCGCUGUACUUUUUGAUAUUCCCAUCCAUUCUAAAUCCUGUAAUCUACGGUUUGAGUAUUCAAAUCAUAAGGACACGACUGUUUAGGCUUUUUCGCAGAAAAAGCGGGCAAGUGACAAAUAAUGUAGCCAAGAGGGCUGUUGUUAUGGUGCAUUCAAAGUGUGUUCUGCAUGGUGCUGGGAGGACUGAUGCCUCUGGAAACACAUGACCAACAGAAUCUCCUGUCUCUCCAUGUUGUUUUAUCAAAUUUGCUCAUCUCAUUUUCUAAAACAAAACCAAAGAGAAAAACAUUUUUAUUUUAUCAGUUAUGCCAGGUGGGAUUAUUGGAGUAUUAGUAGACUGAAGCUCAGGGUUUGUGCACAUAAUGUAAUGAGAUUUAGUCAGUUUGUCUGGGAUUCCUGUGAUUGUAAAACAGGAAUGCUGUGAAGACAUAUGUCUCAGCAUUCAGUUUAUUCUAUUUGGUUUGCUGAAAUGAAUAUACCACUGGAACUUUAAAGCACACCUUUGUCUUUCAUGCAUUGUUCUUCCUGCUCUAA